Molecule: messenger RNA, 2467 nt
Organism: Engraulis encrasicolus (European anchovy)
Lineage: Eukaryota; Metazoa; Chordata; Actinopteri; Clupeiformes; Engraulidae
Gene: nrarpa
Product: NOTCH regulated ankyrin repeat protein a
Exons: 1
Coding region: 566-904 (112 amino acids)
Cellular component (GO): cytoplasm
Molecular function (GO): phosphatase regulator activity; enzyme inhibitor activity; protein binding
Source: RefSeq, a predicted model, not a curated record
CCUCCCGGCACUCACACACACAGCCACACACGCGGCCACAGCCACACCAUAUCGGACUCCCAUUCAGCAUUCAGGACCGUGGGAAACAACUUCGUCAAAAGAGCCAACGGCCAACCAACCCAACGGAACGACGCCCCAGUGGAAAUAGCCGCGCGCGACCUGCCCUGUAGGAUAGCUCACCGCUCACACACACAAACACACACACACGGAGCUGUUUUUUACCGCCGGGGAUUCAGCCAGCGAGGACCUAUAGUUCUUCUCCUACAGCCGGAAUCAUUGAGGCGAACUUUUUUUUGGUAAAAAUUGGUAUUCUUUUUUUCUUUUUCUCUCAGCCAUUUUCUUACAUUUUUGCACACCAAGUGUGCCGUUUAACUUCUGUCCUUUUUGGGAUAUAAACUCUUUUUAAGGCUGUAUUUUCCAUUGCACAGUGCGCUGUAUAACUGGCCCAGACAGUUGUGCGUGUUGUGUGUGAUUACAAGGCUCUCUGGUAGGAUAGUUGCGCCGUGUGGUGUUGUUGUGGGAGUGUUGGAGAGAUCCAGACAUCCAGACAGCGGGAGUUACAGCCAUGAGCCAAGCCGAGGUAUCGACGCUCUCAGCCCCGCAGAGAGUCUUCCAGGAGGCGGUGAAGAAGGGCAACACCAAGGAGCUCCACUCGCUCCUCCAAAACAUGACCAACUGCGAGUUCAACGUCAACUCGUUCGGUCCCGAAGGACAGACGGCGCUGCACCAGUCGGUCAUCGACGGCAACCUGGAGCUCGUGAAGCUUCUCGUGAAGUUCGGCGCCGAUAUCCGCCUGGCCAACCGGGAGGGUUGGAGCGCGCUGCACAUCGCAGCCUUCGGUGGACAUCAAGAUAUUGUCCUCUACCUCAUCACGAAGGCCAAGUACUCCUCUGGCACGCGGUGAGGCGAGGAAAGGCGAGGGAGGCUCGCUAAAGCUCGUUUUGUUCGCGGAGGCUCGUUAAAGUUCGUUGAAAACCCUUUGAGGAGUUAGUAAGGAGUUUUGUCCCCAUCCCAGUUCUUCUUCUAGAAUUUAACUUGAACACUCUACUACAGCUCCCAUAGAACUCUGUGUUAAAAAUCACGCAAAGUCAUUGUGAUGUCACAACGAGAACUCAGCAUUCUGGCAAAAAAAUCUAAUCGCAUAUUUGUGAUGGUGCUCCUCAAAGGGUUAAAAUACCAGAUGGACAGACAGAGACAGAGAGACACAUACGGGCCCUUUACGGCUUCCGGCCUUCCACCUUUCCACCAAAUGCCAAAUUAUUAUUAUUUAGAGACAACACAAGAUGGAGACUUUUUUACCCCUUUAAUACCAACACACCAAACAGGGCUGCUGCAGGCUUCUCCUCUCUCUCUUCGUCCCCCAGGAAACUCAGACAGCGGGAUAGGCCUACUGAUCUGACAUGAGAAGACAUGCAUCUUGAAAAAUAGUAACGCGUUCUGUGCCUGUGUGUGAGAGUAGGCCUGUGUGUGUGUGUGUGUGUGUGUGUGUACAGAAUGCGUUGGUACUAAAGCUUUGUUUUUCUUGACUGUGUGAAAUGUUCAGAUUAAGGAUGGGGGUGAGAGGGAGGGGGUGCGCCUUUAUGCUGAGGGGAGGGGGGAGUGUUGGCCUGCCUGAACAGCGACCAUGGCAACCUGGUCGUCGUGGCAAUGCAAUGCCACCUGAUGAUGCUGUGGCUGAAAUGCUGGAAAAUCAGGAGAGCACAGGGCGGGGUGGAGAGGGGAGGAGAGGAGAGGUCAGCUAUCCAUUUGCCCCCCCCACACUGUUUAGUUUUUUGUUUUCUAAACUACACGUUUCUUGUUUUUUUUCUCUUCUAUUGUAUCAAUUAGCCUAAUCAUUGGCAUGGUUUAAAAUGCGGCAUUAUGGAGACCCAAUACUUUUUGUUGUUGUUAUUAUUAUUAUACAAUGUAAUCGGAGUAACAUCGAUUGACUAAAUGUUAAGUACUGUACAGCAUAGCUUUACUUUGAUCCUUGUUUAAAGCGAGUAGAGGUGUCCUCUCGUCUCCCUGGCAGACGGCGGCAUCAGGGCUGUUUGACCCAGCCGGGCCACCGUACUAAACUAAACCGCUGCGCUGCUUUUUUUUUAUUUUGCUGUGUAAUGAAGAGUGGCCCCCAGUCCGAUAUCCACUUUAUAAUCUCCUGUCAGUAUCAGUAUUUGUGUGGAGCCCCCUGCUGGUGAUCACUGUGAACAGGCCGCCCACGCUGUCUAUGAAGUUUAUGAAGGUACACGAGGCGAGGCGAGGGAGGACCGCGUGCGCGCUGGCUCCACGGCUCUUCUAAACAUAUUUAGGGUCAAUACUUCAUGAAGCUGCUUCAGAUUUUCGAGUGUGAACUGAACAGUCCCGCUUGGAACAAUGCCGCGACCCCUUCUCUCCGCCCUCUCCCCCUCUCUCCCCCCUCCCUGCGUCAGAAAGACAGGACAGACUGCCAGGGCCCUGGGAAACAGCCAUCCCCCCCCCCCACCCUGGC